Molecule: messenger RNA, 4221 nt
Organism: Brassica rapa (field mustard)
Lineage: Eukaryota; Viridiplantae; Streptophyta; Magnoliopsida; Brassicales; Brassicaceae
Product: protein argonaute 9
Molecular function (GO): protein binding; RNA binding
Source: RefSeq, a predicted model, not a curated record
AAGGGAGGGCUUACUAUUUAGAGUAGGAAGCUGGAAGCGCAAGGUUUUAGUGAACAACCCUUCUCCUCUUCCUUAAACACCUCUCCUCUCUAGCUCUCUCUGCGUUGCUCUACGGCUUCGUCGUGCUCUCGAUUUACUCUUUCCAUCUCUGUGAAGAAGCAGGUUCUUCCUCAAAAUCGCUCAAUGUAUGAUCGUAUUAUCUUUCUGCCAUGCAUAUUAACUGUUGAAUCCUUCGAUUUAUUUGCUUGCAACUAUAUUGUUUUGUCUAUCGUCUUUGCUCUCCGUUUAUCGCUGGGAGCUAGUGAUUUUCUAUUAUAUCUCAACGUUUUUAGCAGAUUCCAUCAUCGUCUUUCUCGGAGCAGCUCUGGUUUGUUUCUACCACUAUUUGAUUUAUCUGUUAAAUUAAAAAAAAAAAGUAAACGUUGUCGUGUGUUCUUGUUCUAUGAAAAUUUUGAUUUGUAUUUUCCGAGAAAGACUUUCUGUUUUUUUUUUUUGUUCCUUGGCUGCUCUGUGAUUUUUGUCUUUUUGGUUUCAAGAGGUCUCUCUCUUUCGCUUCACGCACACUCGCUUUUUACUAGUGGCCUUUCUUAUGUCAUAAAUCUUCAUGUGCACGUAGAUCUCUUCAUUAUUCUCCAUCUUUUAAUGUUUAAUGUCUUGAUUCUGCCUGUAUGAGGUGUUUUGAUACACUCUGAUGGUUUAUAUCAUUAUUCUCCAAUCUUUUAACGCUAAUGGGUUUUACUUUCUAAUGAACUAAUCUGAACAAAAUGUUUUUGCUUGAGCAUUCUUGCGUUCAUUCUAAUAUCAUUGCCAUAAACAAUUGUACAUUGCGUGCUGUUUUUUUCUGAUCUUCUGUUUCCCUGCAGAUAUGGGUUGUGAUAAAGGAAAAGGACUACCACCUCCCCCACCUGUCGUUCCAUCCAACCUUGUACCUGAACUGGAGCCUAUAAAAAAGAACACUCUUCUUCCAAUGGCCCGGAGAGGCAGCGGGACCAAAGGAGUGAAGACACAUCUUCUUACCAAUCACUUCAGAGUCAAUUUCAACAACUCAAACGGCCAUUUUUUUCAUUACAGUGUUGCGAUUACAUAUGAAGAUGGUCGUCCAGUGGAGGCCAAAGGAAUUGGCAGGAAGAUUCUUGAAAAGGUUCAGGAGACGUAUCGAACUGAUCUAGGAUCCAAAUACUUUGCCUAUGAUGGCGAGAAGACUUUGUUCACCGUUGGUGCUCUUCCCAGCAACAAACUGGAUUUCUCUGUCGUUCUUGAAGACACAUCUUCUAGUAGGAAUAACACUGGAAAUGCUAGCCCGAAUGAAUCAAAUGACGCAGACAGGAAAAGAUCGAGGCGACCAAAUCGAUCCAAGAAGUUCAUGGUUGAGAUAAGCUAUGCUGCAAGGAUCCCCAUGCAAGCUAUUGCAAGCGCUCUUCAAGGAAAGGAAACAGAUUAUCUUCAAGAUGCUAUAAGAGUGCUCGAUGUUAUUCUGCGCCAGAGUGCAGCUAGGCAGGGAUGCCUACUUGUUCGCCAGUCAUUUUUUCACAAUGACGUCCAGAACUUUGUACACAUCGGUGGAGGUGUCACUGGUGUCAGAGGCUUCCACUCAAGUUUCAGAACUACUCAGGGAGGCUUGUCCUUGAAUAUCGACACUUCAACUACGAUGGUAGUACAACCAGGCCAUGUCGUUGAUUUCCUUCUUGUAAAUCAGAAUGUGAAAGACCCAAAGUAUCUUGACUGGAAUAAGGCUAGACGUGCUCUCAAGAAUCUUAGAGUACAGGUUGCCCCCUCAAAUAGAGAAUACAAGAUAACUGGACUAAGUGAAGAGCGCUGCCAAGAUCAAAUGUUUACUCGGAAUUCUAAAAACGAGAAGGGGGAAGUUGAGGAAGUUCAGACUACAGUAUACAAGUACUUCACCGAGUUUCGCGGUAUUCCACUGCGAUAUUCAGGUGACUUUCCUUGCAUCAAUGUUGGUAAGCCAAAACGCCCAACAUUCAUUCCUAUUGAGCACUGUGAACUUGUGAGUCUACAGCGUUACACAAAAUCGCUUAAUAGUCUUCAGAGGGCUUCACUGGUAGAAAAGUCUAGGCAGAGGCCACCUGAAAGGAUGGCUUCACUAACCAAUGUAGGUCUUCUUUCUAUUAUCCUUGAGACUGAAUAUUUUCUGUUUAAUUUUGGUUUUAUGUUAUUCAUCUUGAAGGGUCUGAAGAAGAGCAACUAUAAUGCUGACCUGGUGUUGCAAGAAAGUGGUGUCAGCAUUGGCUCUAGCUUCACUCAAGUGGAGGGACGUGUUUUACCAGCACCAAGGCUGAAAGUAGGCAAUGGAGAGGAGUUUCAACCUCGCGAUGGGCGUUGGAACUUCAAUUAUAAGAAACUUGUUGAGCCAGUCACCGUUACUAAAUGGGCUGUUGUGAACUUCUCUGCUCGGUGUGAUACAAAUAGGCUUAUUUCUGACUUGAUUAGAUGUGGAAGGAUGAAAGGAAUCAACGUAGAAGCUCCAUACAAAGUCGUAUUUCAAGAAGAUCCUAAUUAUAGGGGUGCACCAGCCAACAUCAGAGUAGAAAAGAUGUUCGAGCAGAUGCAAUCUGAACUCAGAAAAGGAAAAGAAGGAAGGCCAAAAUUCAUUCUUUGCAUUCUUGCCGAAAAGAAAAACUCUCUUGUUUAUGGGCCUUGGAAGAGGAGAAAUCUUGUUGAAGAAGGAAUUGUGACUCAGUGUAUUGCUCCUACCCCCAAAAUAAAUGAUCAGUAUCUCACCAAUGUUCUCCUCAAGAUAAAUGCCAAGCUUGGUGGACUGAACUCCCUGUUAGCUAUGGAGCGCUCACGAGCAAUGAUGCCUUUAGUAACGCAAGUUCCUACCUUCAUUGUUGGCAUGGAUGUAUCCCAUGGUUCCCCUGGACAGUCUGACAUACCAUCAUUUGCUGCUGUUGUGGGAUCCAUAGAAUGGCCACUUAUCUCAAAAUAUAGGGCGUGUGUGCGCACACAAUCUCGGAAAGUGGAAAUGAUUGAUAAUCUCUUCAAACCCGCCACUAACGAAAAGGGAGAACCCGUUGAUGAUGGAAUUUUCAGUGAGCUCUUGUGGGACUUUUACUUAAGCUCGAAGAAGAGAAAACCUGAGCACAUUAUCAUUUUCAGGGAUGGUGUGAGUGAGUCUCAGUUCAAUCAAGUUCUUAACAUUGAAUUGGAUCAGAUGAUGCAGGCAUGCAAGUUUGUUGAAGAAAAUUGGGAACCCAAGUUCACAGUGAUCAUUGCCCAAAAGAACCACCACACCAAGUUCUUCCAGGCUGAAGGCCCUGGCAAUGUUCCUCCAGGAACGAUAAUUGAUAGCAAGAUUUGUCACCCACGCAACAAUGACUUCUAUCUCUGUGCCCAUAAUGGAAUGAUUGGAACUACAAGGCCAACACAUUACCAUGUGCUCUAUGAUGAGAUUGGAUUUUCGACAGAUGACCUCCAAGAACUUGUUCAUUCUCUAUCCUAUGUCUACCAGAGGAGCACCACUGCCAUCUCAGUCGUUGCACCUGUUUGUUAUGCUCAUUUGGCGGCUGCACAGAUGGGAACCGUGAUGAAGUUUGAGGACAUGUCUUUGUCUGAGACAUCAUUGACCCAUGGCGGGAUCACAAUACCUGGAGCAGUCCCUGUGCCACCAAUGCCAAAGUUGAACGUGAAUGUUGCAAGCUCCAUGUUCUUCUGCUAAAGGAAACGUCAAGCCCAAGGCAUUUUAGUUUAUUUUGGUUAUGACUGACAAAACUUUUAAAUGCCCUUAAGAGUCGAUACCUCAUCUGUGUUUUUUUUUUCAUCAACCCUUUUAUCUCUGAUACUCUUGGCGUUGUUGGUGUAUAUAUUUUAUCUAUGUUAUAAUCAAAUCGGUAUUUUCUGGACUAAUUCAAUUAUAUACAAGAAAGAUGUUUGGGAACGUCUAAAACUAGUACUACUAAUGUUUCAGUGAAUUAAAACCAUCAACAGAAAGUAUUAAACUGUUCAUUGUAAAACGUUAAAAAUCUACAAUCAUACAUUCAUACUAAAGUGUUGACGAAAAAAAAUAUACUUCAGGUUUGAGCUACUUUCACGAUGCAUUGGAAUUUACUCAAACGUAUCGCUCUAAAACCAAUAAAAUUAGUUAACCACUUAUUUGGAUUCAUUUUGAGAUGUAGUCAACAGAUGAAAUAAUGCAGGAGUAUACUGUAUACAUAUGCCAACAAUAAUAAGCUACAAGAAAACAAAAUUUACAAAAACAAAAAA